CAGCCACUCUAUGGCACUAUUCGCUAGCCCCACUAUGGGAACACGACGGGAGUGAUGGGAGUACACAAAGCAAAGUUAGUUCUUUAUCCUAUGCACAAAGCCACAAAGCGCGCUACGCGAACUGCCGUACGACCGUCGUUAAGCAAAUGAGAAUGUCAGCGGUGACUCACUUUUUCCGGCACGUUGACCCUCCGUGGAUCGUCGUAGUGUUCUGCCGAAUCUGCAUCGCUGCCGUAUUGCCGCAGUCAGGUUAUGUGCACCCUGAUGAGUUCUUCCAAAGCACCGAAGUCGUUGCAGGUGAUCUGUUCGGGCUCAAGGUUCAUCGGACAUGGGAGUUCACCAGUCCGUACCCUAUACGUAGUAUGACCACCAUCUGGAUGACCACUCUUAUACCGCUGUCAAUUCUAAAGUGGAUGUGGUCAUGUGUAGCCACAGCUGGGACAUUGCCGUCGCCGAUACUGCUUCUGAUGGUCCCGCGGAUAUUUGCUUGUGCUGCAUCAUUGGUCUGCGAUUAUGCCAUUUACCACCUGGCAGCACCGCCUGCGAAACGGAAAAGACGCUUCAAGGCUCUUAUAUUUUUUAGCAGCUCCUAUGUGACAUGCGUGUUCUACGCGAGAACAUUCAGUAAUUCCAUUGAAUCGUAUCUUCUAGCACUGCUGUUGCUCUGUGUAAACAAUGUCAUGCACAAUGACCAACUGAAGCUCAAAGAUGCACGCGUAAAAGUAUCGCGGAGGUACUGUUUCAUAGCAUUUUUGCUGUGCAUUGGGACAUUCAACCGGCCCACUUUCAUUUGCUUUGCCCUGCCAGCCAUUGUCUUCUGGUUGUGCAGCAGAGUCGACCGCAACGUUAAAACCAAGAAACGGCGCACACGUGCCCAAAUAGCACAUAAACUUGCAAAACGUGUAGCAAAGCUUGGCAUGUGUUUCUUACUAUGGGCUCAAUAUCCCAUCAUGUUGGAUACUUUUUACUUUCACCCCGAAACUUUCUCCCGUGACGGCCCCCGGCGUCUCAUUGUGGCACCACUGAACUUCAUUCUUUACAAUCUCGACACAGCCAAUUUAGAGUUGCAUGGGAGGCAUCCCAACUUCCUGCACCUCCUCGUCAACUUCCCCCUUCUGUUCAAUGUCCUUGCAAUCCCAGCCCUCUGGGCCUCCUGCAAGGUUCUAUACGACAAGUUGCUGCGUACUUCAAGACCAGUGUGCCCUGAAACUCUCACGGUCUCCAAGACAUUCGACGCGGUCGCUGCCAGCACCCUUCUACUUCCAUUAUGCGCCUUGUCACUUUUCAAGCACCAGGAACCACGCUUCCUGGUGCCCCUGUUGAUCCCAGUGGUUCUCAUGGCACAGCGGCAUUCCUCAACAAAACUGAUGGAGUUCUGCUGGGGUUUACCUAACGUUCUCCUCAUGGUUUUCUUUGGCUAUUUGCACCAGGGUGGCUUGAUUCCAUGCAUGGUAAACGUCCAUGGGCAUCUCGCACAGUACGAGCCAAACGUGAGCGCUACGAUCAUGUUCGCCCACACAUACAUGCCACCUCGUCAUCUGCUGACCGUGAAGGAAGACAGUGCCGCGGUGGACAUUGUCGACAUGAUGGGCACCAACUUGAAAGGGUUCGACCUGAUGCUUUAUUUCAUUCAACAUCGGACUUCCUUGAACUAUCUCGUUGCACCACCUUCAUUCGUAGAUUCCGAGAUGGAAUUAUGGAAAGAUCACUUGCACAUACUGUGUUCCUAUAAACACUUCAGCAGUGAACACCUCCCGCAUUUUAGCUAUGCAGACUAUCUCCAUGGAAGGGUGUCGCUCUCAGAUUUAACCAAGGCCUUGACACUGAAUGUGUACUUGGUGCAGCUUCCAAAGUGGUGAUGGCAAUGUGCUCGUGACCAUGUGGUGUUAGAAACAUUACUUGUGCUUUGCUGCACAUUGCAGAGAAGUGCAUUUUGAGUCUGUAGUGUGCUUGUUUCAUCGUGUGGCUGUCAGCAAAAUGCACAUGCAUGAAAGAAGUUGCAUCUUUUCGUGUGGACACAAUAAUUGUGUUAAUUAACAUAGGAACUCUGUCAUGUGUGCUCAGUAUGGCAUCUUCUUCAUUGAGUAAUUGUUAAUGUUUAGACAAGGCAGCAGUCUUCCUGGCUGGUGGUGCUAUACGCCCCAUACGUUAUCAAUUGCAGUGUCGGCAGUCCCACAUUUGCAACUCCCCACUUCGCUCUUGGACUUUACCAGUUUUGUUUCGGUUUUCUAUAUCUCGAGAGAGGCUGGGAUGUCAUUGGCCUUUCAUGGACAGUCAUAUAGCAUAAUAUAAACCUGUUCCUGUACUGCGCAAGAAUAUGGCUGUGUGAUGCAAAGCUUUGUCAUUGAAGCUUACCACUCGUAUUUUUAGUUUGGCAAUGUUGAAUUUACAAACACUGUCCAUUUAUUGCGAGGGACCACAUUGGAUAACCUGCUGCUGUGCCCGAAAGUACAUUUUGGUGCUGUUUUGGUUUGUGUAAUUUAAAGACUGUCUGGAACACCACAUCGAGUUCUGUGUUUCAUGCACUCUGUGUUGCAACAAACAAAUGAAAUGCAAAAGUACGAAGUGGAACACUUCUUACAAGUAACUCGGGGGCCAACAUUGCGCCUCUGCAUAUCCAAUAACCAAAAAUAGUGUAGGUCCCAAACUAAGCACACAAGCCGUAAUUCAUGCCAGUAUCGCAUGAAGCAGCAAAAGCAGAAAUGAAAGAGCACAUUCUAGUUCACCCCAACUUAUUUGCUCUUCAUUUGCCAAUAGUAGUGCCUAACCUCCUGAUUAGUUACUGGUAUCCCAUUGCACUAAGUAGUUCCAAGUUCAGCUUCCCAAAAAUGUGGUGUUGUACUACAGGAAAUGCCUCCAUUAUAUUAUUUGUAUGUUUCAAGCAGUGCAAAUAUGUUUUGUCACGGCCCUCACAUAGACAGUGCACCCACAUAGCUCUAGCCUAUUUACAUCAACACCAUCACCUUUGUCUCGCCUGUUCAUACCAUGGUCAUAUAUUUUCUUGCCUUUUUCUCGCUCUCCUCCUCUUGGGGCAUUUUCGUCCCUCCUUCCGUAUGCAGAAUAGCAUGCCUGUGCGCCAGCAGAAUUCUCUGCACUUUAUUAAAGAGCUUUCUCUCUUGAAGGGCCGCGCUAACAUGUUGAAAGUAAACGCCCGAGUAAGACAGUGUAAAUACAUAAGUUGCAAGGACGCCAAACAAGGGACCAUUCCAUUUCUUGACCAAGAAAACGUGAACCAGCAGUGUCUUGUCCCUACAUGUCUUCCUGUCAUCACAAACCACCUAGCCAGUGUCCUUUGGCUUGCCCAUCAUUCGUUUUAAAGCUUGUUUUUGGAAAAAUUUACGGUUUUAUUCCCUAUUUCCUGAGAAACCUGUAUCUGUUUCCUUUGUAGCUUUGUGCAACUCUCAGGUAGAUGACGUUCUUCUUUUUCAUGAAUCUUCCCCCACAUUGCAGGUUUCGGUGAAAAUGACUUGCCAUGUCCGGUGUCCUCAACUUCGAGUUGCUCACAGAUUCACCUUUGUUAUGCAAUCUGCUGUCCUUCUCGUUAGAUCUGACAGUAGAGCAACUGCACCAGAAAGGGAUUGGUCCCAAAUUCGGUCCCAUAUUGAGCGACUAGAAUGUGCAGCACAACUAGAUGACAACAGAGAAAGAAGACGACAUGCAUGUGGUGCGGCUUUUAGCAACACAUCUUUGUUUUCGUUGGUACACAGUAUAUACUGAGUGCUUCACGUAACCUGAACCGUAGGUGUAUCUACCGGGUGGGCGGGAGGACAAGUUCACCAGGGGGGCCACCAGCAGCAGCAUGUGCGUGAUAAUAGCAAGAGCUUGGUCACGCAACCCACCGCCCCAUUCCAAAGGGGACGCUCAUAACAUCCAUCCAUCCAUCCAUGCGAGGAACCGUGGCCCCAGUGAAGGCUUCCUCGGUGCGUCGGUUGGCCCCCCUUCUGACACGGUAGAUGCGCCUAUGGUUCAUGUUAUGCAAGACGCCCUGUACGUAUAUCGAAUGAGUGGAAACAAAAGCAAGAAUAACGUACAUGCAGAGGUACACAUGAAGAACUGUAAGCGUGUCCACAGCAUAAUGAAAACUGUGGACAUGUACAGGCCUACAUUUAUCCCUGAAUGCAUGUUAUUCUUUUGCUUCCAUUCAUUCAAUAUGUAUUGUGUGCCUGUGAAAAAAAAAUGGCUGUGGCUUAGGUAAGGUUAAGCCCAGGAUGCGAAGCAUACUAGCCUUUAUUUUAGUUGUUGAACCACUGUUUAGCCUGGUGAACUGCUGUUGCUUGGGUAUAUUUGGUUCGGCUAGACGAAGAAACAACUCAUGCAUUACUGCUUCGCCUUCAAGAGUGGAACGCGACAGCGUUCCCGUCGACCCGCCAAGGGGUGUAAGACAAUGGGCUACAGGGCAGCGACUACGCGCCCCGCAUUGGACGCGGUGAGCGUCGAGCAAAGCAGCGUUCGGCGCGGCAACGAAAUGUGCGCCUGAGCAAGAGACGCACGCCUUAGAAACAGCUCGUUUCUAAGGCAACACCGCAUUCACUAGAGGCGCUUUUGUACCGCUUUGAAGCAUCGUACUCGUGGCUCAGUGGUAGCGUCUCCGUCCAACACUCCGGAGACCCUGGUUCGAUUCCCACCCAGCCCGUCUUGCAAGAGUUGAGCCAAAGCCACUUCUCCUCUGUCGUGACGUCACGGUGUCACGUGGUUUCAAGGCGACACCGCCGCGCCUGAGGAGCUGGGUUGAGCUCUCGUAAUAUGCUUCGCAUAAAAAGAACGAUCUGUUUUUGAAACUAGCAUCAUGUGCGUGUUGCACUGCACUUUCUAAUCAUGAAUCUGAAUCAACUAGCUUGCCAACAUGCUUUAGCCUUAGAUCAGGAAAAGCAGAUGCCUGCCUUUCAGGCUGCAUACAUCUCCUUGAAAACCCUUGAAUUUGGAGAAGGAGAUCCAAGGGCUCUUAAAUCUUUAAAAUAAAUGCGCUUCUUGAAUCCCUUGAAGACUUGUAGUUGAGGGCGAACAUUCAGAGUAACAAACUCCGCAUAGGGGAUGUGUGACGGACACCAUCUGUCAAGAAGCAGUCCUAGACAUAUUGAGAGUGUCACCAAAUGACGGUAAUGUGCCACCAACGCCAGGCCUGUUUAAAUUGCCAUCGGGGAGCUAGACAAAGUCAGAUCAAGUAACCAAGCUGUGCCACCAUUCUGUUGUGUUGUUGGUUCACGCUGCAGCCAUCAUGGCUCCACUUCCGAGACCUUUAAGCUCUAGAAAUGCCUGGUAGAAAAUCAGUUUGAACCGUAUGGCUUUAACGCCCUAAAUAUAUUUGGCUGAAAGCCUCGAGAGGAUAUUUCACUGAUUUGCGGUGUAUGUGUAUAAAUAGGCUUUGUUCCCCCUUUCUUGAAUUCUUGCCUUCGGCAUCCUUGAAUUGGCCUUGAACUUUAAGCCGAAUGUUUCAUAUGAACGAUGGUGCUUCUCUUGUAGUUUUGCGAUACCCUUGGGUGAAUGACUAUCAUUUCCUCUCAUCCCAUCAUCAAAUGAGCGCAGCUCCUGAAAAGUAAAAUAUCAAAGACAAUGUGGUUCAUAUCGACCAUGCAUCAGUCAUUGAUCUGGCUGGACAGCUUGAGGUGCUAACUCUCGGGUGGGGGAAAAUUUCCCCUUUCAUGGUUUUAUCAAUAAGUGCUUUUGAAGAGCACAGUCCAGCCACUGUGACCACGCCGACUUUUUCACUGUCUUUCGGGGUUGACCUAUUUUGGCAAAAAACCCACUGAGCACACGUGCCAAACUCCUGGGAAGGAAGGCGAAGAAAUCUUCACUUUAUAAUAAAGAAAUUAAGCGCUCUGAUAUUUGUUGCACUUAGGGUACUUAGGUACAGUCUGUUGUUACGUUGCAUAAAUCUAGGUAGAACAUAGCCGGUCACCAACUUAUUUGUAUAAGGCUAGUACAGGUGGCUGCAUUAGCUUAUUCAUCUGUCUUGCAACCAUUCCAUCGUCCACUCAGUGAGAAAUGGACUCGCUCGUGCCAAACCUGUCACGCUUGCCGCGUGUCUUGUCCAGUCAGCUGGUUUUGCAUUAAAAAUGCCAUUUCCAACCAACGGCCUUCAAAAGUGUCUGAAGUGGCAGAAAAGCUAUUGCUUAAAAUUUUGACGAGACGCGUUUGCUUCAUGUUGCUGCUGACCACUGUCGAACUAAGUGAAAAUAGAACUCGCUAUGCUCAACUUUUGCAGUGACGAUGAUGUCACUGACACCUACUCGCUGUUGGAGUACAUGCAUUUUGAAUCUUUUUCCUUCAGAGAUGUGAAUAAUGGAGUGAGUGGGCCAAGCUCGUGGAUAUUUGAGAGCAACUACUGUUGAACUAAUCCGUGCUCAUUUAUGUUGGCUGCUUCUGUCUAGUCAAGGCCAACCCAUGGGGACAACCCACAAAUGUAGACUGCGCAUACAAAAGAUGCUGCAGCUGUUUUUCACUAAAUUGUGUUUCUGCGGUGCGAUGUAAUUAAAGGAAGCCAUCAGCAUUGGAAAUACAAAGUAAGAAAAUUAUCUUUUUAGGUAAGAAUUGUCGGUAAUAGAAAUACUGAAGGGGGUUAGACACUUGAGAAGGGACAUUGAACAUGACUAGGCACAGACAUUAACAACAGGUCUUUUUUUUUUUCCGAGUUCUGUUGUUGUGUUUAUGUACAAGUAAACGAGAAGGAAGGGUAUUAACCGAGGGGCCUGAUCUUUUUUUAUUAGUCAUAUCGUAAGAAGCCAACAAGCACUGACACCCAGGACAACACAGGGGAAAUUACUUGUGCUUAAUAAAUGAAGUAAAGAAACGACAAACUAAUGGAAAAUGAAAGUGGAUGAAAAACAACUUGCCGCAGGUGGGGACCAAACCCACAACCUUUGCGCUUCACAGUUCGCACGCGAAAUGCUAAGGUUGUGGAUUCGGUCUCCGCCUGUGGCCAGGCGUUUUUUCAUCCACAUUCAUUUUACAUUAAUCUAUUGUUUCUUUACUUCAUUUAUUAAGCACAAGUAAUUUCCCUAUGUUGUCCUUGGUGUCAGUGUUUGUUGGCUUUUAAUGUACAAGUGUGAUUUUAGGUUGGAAAUUGUCUAAGGACAUAGACCAUUUGAACUUUCUCCUGUGAAGCUUAAGGAGUAUAAGUGUGAUUUUUUUUGUGUGUGUGUGUGUUUGCAUUGUGUUGUACAUAUAUGUUCCUGUUAUGACCUUAACUAUUCCUGUGACAUGUGCAUUGCAGCUCCUGCUGCUUCUUUGGUAACAUACCAAUGAUCUCACUUUCUCAUGUGUGUUCACCGCGGUGAGUGCCAUCCUAUCAUUUUUAACAGUUUGCACUUUCUUUGGUUCGUGAAUGGCGAGUUCCACUUUAUA
Messenger RNA from Dermacentor albipictus, 7341 nucleotides. It is a transcript of the gene PIG-Z, whose product is annotated as phosphatidylinositol glycan anchor biosynthesis class Z. Lineage: Eukaryota; Metazoa; Arthropoda; Arachnida; Ixodida; Ixodidae. Gene Ontology annotation, biological process: GPI anchor biosynthetic process. Gene Ontology annotation, cellular component: endoplasmic reticulum membrane. The record is from RefSeq and is a predicted model, not a curated record. Gene Ontology annotation, molecular function: alpha-1,2-mannosyltransferase activity.